This is a messenger RNA of Petromyzon marinus (sea lamprey), 1407 nucleotides long. It is a transcript of the gene WDR74, whose product is annotated as WD repeat domain 74. Gene Ontology annotation, cellular component: nucleolus; preribosome, large subunit precursor. Gene Ontology annotation, molecular function: protein binding. The record is from RefSeq and is a predicted model, not a curated record. Gene Ontology annotation, biological process: ribosomal large subunit biogenesis. Lineage: Eukaryota; Metazoa; Chordata; Hyperoartia; Petromyzontiformes; Petromyzontidae.
GCCCCCUCCCCCGCCCCGCCCCCUCCCCUCGUGUGGGGGGCUCGUGUCGCCAUUUCCGGUAACAUGGCGACGUCCAGGGGCAGGAGUAGCCACGUGUGGCUCGGGACAGAGACCGGCAUCCUCAAAGGAGUGGAUUUGUCGAAGAAAUGUGCCACAAAUCACACGGAUAUCAGCACCCUGAGCCGCGACCAGGAGAUCUGCUGCCUGUGCUGGGGGGACGAUGAUGAGCGACAGGUGGUGCUUGGCUGCAGGAACGGCACGGUGAAGACGUUCGACUCUGAGAGCGCCACGUUUGUGAGCGAGCGAGACUGCUCUGGUGGAGAUGGGCCCUUCAGUGGCAUUGCGUUGUGGGACAGUGCCCUGGUCACCUGCAGGCGGUCAGGACUGCUAAAGGUGUGGAAAGAAGACGAAUCUGAGAAUGUAGAAGUGAACGUUGGUGCGGAAGUGUGGCGCAUGCGUGCGAGGGCAGACAAGCGGCACGUGGUGGCCACGGGAGGCAGGGAGAACGACCUGAAGAUCUGGGACCUCCAGCGGCCCGAGGAGCCCAUCUUCCGGGCCAAGAACGUAAGGAAUGAUUGGUUGGACCUGCGGGUGGCUGUAUGGAUCCGGGACCUGCAAUUCAUGCCUGGCACAGAAAAACUGGUGACCUGCACUGCGCACCAUCAGGUGCGCAUCUACGAUCCCAGUUGUCCGCAAAGGAGACCCGUCUUUGAGACAACCUUCGAUGAGUACCCACUGACUGCAGUCUCGAUCAUGUCCAGUCAAAACCAAGUAGUGAUCGGGAACACACAUGGCAGCAUGGCCAUCAUUGACCUUCGCAAGAGUAAAGGAUCCGUGUCAGGUGCCCUGAAGGGUCAGGCGGGCAGUGUGACCUGCAUUCAGUGCCACCCCUCCCUCCCGCUCGUCGCCUCUUGCGGAUUGGACCGAUACCUGCGGAUUCACAACCUGGACACACGGAAGAUGUACCAAAAGGUGUACCUCAAGUCAAGACUGAACUGUCUUCUUUUCACAAGCAAAGAUUAUUUGGAGCAGGAGGCCGAGGAAGAGCAGACGGCCUUGCCCAAAGAAGAUGCUACAAAUGAAGAUGAUCUGUGGGCCACCAUGGAAGAGAUUGUGGAAUGCAAGGCUUCCAAGAAGACAAACACCAAGAGCACCACCGUGUUAACCAAGAAACACAAACUGUCCGUCAAAAAAGCCAUGCCAACUGUGAGCAAGAAAAACAGGGCAGCAAACUGAACCGGUGAUCGUGUUAACGGCCUCUCAUCUCACUUAAUGCAGGAAAAUAUUUUCUCAUUUUUAUUAUUCAUCUGCUCCAACCUACAAGAUAAAAAAAUGUCCACCACACAUUACCGGCCGCUAUGUUAUGUUUCACAUGUGCAUAGUUUAAAAUAUAUAGAUGCAGUUUGG